Messenger RNA from Sesamum indicum (sesame), 2162 nucleotides. Its product is annotated as Tetratricopeptide repeat (TPR)-like superfamily protein. Gene Ontology annotation, molecular function: protein binding. The record is from RefSeq and is a predicted model, not a curated record. NCBI's taxonomy places the organism in Eukaryota, Viridiplantae, Streptophyta, Magnoliopsida, Lamiales, Pedaliaceae.
CUAGCUAGCAAGACGACAUAUGUAAUAACAUGACACAGCGGCGCGCAUAGCCACAAUUUGGCAGAUGAGUACUACUUUAUCCCCCGCCACUUCCAUGCACACACAGCACCACCCCAUCCCUUCUCCUCCAUUGCUUCGCUUCACUCUCCCCAGUAUCCUCGUACCUUCCGGGGACGUCAAGAUCCAGAAUCCCAAACCCCACCUCAAAAUAUUUGCUUUCUCCUCACCUGCAAAGGAUGUCUGGCGAAGAAAAACCCAUGUCCCACUCACACCCACCAAUACCACACCCCACCAGCCUCACCGGCGAAACCGGAACUCAGCAUUUCUGGACCACAGCGUAGAUAUGGAAGAACUGUUAUCCUCCAUUGGUCAGACCUCCGACGAGCAUGAACUCUACUCUUUGAUGUCACUCUACAAAAGCCGCAGCCUCUCCGUCAGAUUCAUGGUCGCGCUGCUCUCACGUGAGCCCGACUGGCAACGCUCGCUUGCUUUACUCGAUUGGAUGAAUGAGGAAGCACUGUAUAGUCCAUCCGUGUUUGCUUACAACGUGGUCUUGCGUAAUGUGCUACGAGCAAAGCAGUGGGAGGUUGCCUACGGACUGUUUGACGAAAUGCGGGGGAGAGCUCUGUCUCCGGAUAGGUAUACUUAUUCUACUCUGAUUACUCAUUUUGGGAAAGAGGGUCUUUUUGAUGAUGCAUUGUCUUGGCUUCAGAAGAUGGAACAGGACCGCGUGCCCGGGGAUUUGGUUUUGUACAGUAAUUUGAUUGAGUUGUCCCGUAAACUCUGUGAUUACUCCAAGGCGAUCUCAAUUUUUUCAAGGCUGAAGAGGUCGGGGAUUGCCCCCGAUCUCGUCGCAUAUAAUUCAAUGCUUAAUGUGUUUGGGAAGGCUAAGCUUUUUGGGGAAGCACGGUCAUUGAUUAGUGAGAUGAGGAAGGCAGGGGUUAUGCCAGAUACAGUUAGUUACUCAACACUGUUGACUAUGUAUGUUGAGAAUCAAAAGUUUCUAGAGGCUUUAUCUGUGUUUUCGGAAAUGAGGGAGAGUAGGUGUUUGCUUGAUCUCACCACAUGUAAUAUAAUGAUAGAUGUGUACGGGCAGCUUGAUAUGGCGAAGGAGGCAGAUAGGCUGUUCUGGAGUAUGAGAAAAUUGGGGAUCGAGCCAAAUGUGGUUAGCUAUAAUACUCUUUUGAGGGUUUAUGGUGAUGCCGAGCUCUUUGGGGAGGCAAUACAUCUGUUUAGGUUGAUGCAGAGAAAGAAUAUUGAGCAAAAUGUUGUGACGUAUAAUACUAUGAUAAUGAUUUAUGGGAAGACGCUUGAGCAUGAAAAAGCUAAUAAUCUGAUUCAGGAGAUGCACAGCAGGCGCAUUGAGCCCAAUGCAAUUACUUAUUCCACAAUAAUAUCGAUAUGGGGUAAAGUAGGGAGGUUAGAUCGGGCGGCAAUGCUGUUCCAGAAGCUUCGAAGCUCUGGUAUUGAGAUUGAUCAAGUUCUUUAUCAGACAAUGAUUGUGGCAUAUGAGAGAGCUGGUUUGGUUGCUCAUGCCAAACGUUUGUUGCAUGAACUCAAGCGCCCAGAUAAUAUUCCAAGGGGAACUGCCAUUCAUAUCCUUGCUGGAGCUGGAAGAAUAGAAGAAGCCACUUGGGUGUUCAGACAAGCCGUUGAUGCUGGAGAGGUCAAAGAUAUAGCAGUCUUUGAGCGCAUGAUCGAUCUUUUCUCCAAAUACAGAAAGUAUGCAAAUGUAAUUGAGGUGUAUGAGAGAAUGAGAGCAACAGGAUAUUUUCCCGACUCUAAUGUGAUAUCCCUUGUUCUGAAUGCUUAUGGCAAAUUACACGAGUUUGACAAGGCAGAUGGCGUAUAUAUGGAGCUACAGGAUGAGGGUUGUGUUUUCUCAGAUGAAGUUCAUUUUCAAAUGCUGAGCCUUUGCGGCUCGAGGAAAGAUUUCAAGAUGGUUGAAACUUUGUUUGAGAGGCUAGAAUUAGAUCCCAACAUUAACAAAAAGGAUCUACAUCUUGUUGUUGCUGGCAUUUAUGAAAGAGCAAAUAGACUAAAUGAUACAUCGAGAAUUAUCAACCAGAUGAGUGACGAAGUAAGUCGGACGUGAUUUUCUUUAUAAGCUACUCUUCUGUUGCCUACAUUGAGUUUAUCAGCUGUUGUAAAUUGCAGCCUUU